Acanthopagrus latus (yellowfin seabream) is the source of this 2330-nucleotide messenger RNA. Its product is annotated as apelin receptor B-like. Gene Ontology annotation, biological process: G protein-coupled receptor signaling pathway; immune response. Gene Ontology annotation, cellular component: membrane. The record is from RefSeq and is a predicted model, not a curated record. NCBI's taxonomy places the organism in Eukaryota, Metazoa, Chordata, Actinopteri, Spariformes, Sparidae. The transcript has a single exon. Gene Ontology annotation, molecular function: G protein-coupled receptor activity. The coding region runs from base 78 to 1154 and encodes 358 amino acids.
CCACUGUGGAUCUAUCUGCACCAAACCUAGACUUUUCUUUUCCUUAAAGAAAAAAGGACAAGAAGUGAAGAGAGAGAAUGGAGCUGGAGCCAACCGAGGGUCCUUAUGACUACUACGACUACGAGGAGACAGAAAACUCCUCCAUGUGUGACUAUACUGAGUGGUCGGCGUCGUACUCCGUCAUCCCCGUGCUGUACAUGCUGAUUUUCAUCCUCGGCCUCUCUGGAAAUGGGGUGGUCAUUUUCACCGUGUGGAGGGCCCAGGGGAAGAGGCGAGCCACCGACGUCUACAUCGGCAACCUGGCCCUGGCUGACCUCACCUUCGUGGUCACUCUGCCUCUGUGGGCCGUCUACACAGCCAUGCGCUACCACUGGCCGUUCGGAGUGGCCCUGUGUAAGAUCAGCAGCUACGUGGUCCUGCUUAACAUGUAUGCCAGCGUCUUCUGCCUCACCUGCAUGAGCUUUGACCGCUACCUGGCCAUCGUCCACUCCUUGUCAAGCACCCAGCUGCGUACCCGUGGGCACACGCAGGCCUCCCUGACAGCCAUCUGGCUGCUGUCUGGUCUCCUGGCCGCCCCGACUCUGAUCUUCCGCACCACCGUAUAUGAUCCAACCACCAACCACACGUCCUGCGCCAUGGACUUCAGCCUGGUGGUGACCAAAAAGAAGCAGGAGUACCUGUGGAUCGCAGGUCUCAGCAUCUCCUCCUCAGCGCUGGGCUUUCUUCUUCCCUUCCUGGCAAUGAUGGUGUGCUACUGCUUCAUCGGCUGCACCGUCACCCGCCACUUCAACACCCUGCGCAAGGAGGACCAGCGUAAGAGGAGGCUGCUGAAGAUCAUCACCACGCUGGUCGUGGUGUUUGCCGCCUGCUGGAUGCCCUUCCACUUGGUGAAGAGUGCUGACGCCCUCUCCUACCUGGAUCUGUUCCCUGACACCUGUGCCUUCCUGCGUCCCCUCCUGCUGGUUCACCCGUAUGCAACCUGCCUGGCCUACGUCAACAGCUGCCUCAACCCCUUCCUCUACGCCUUCUUCGACUUGCGCUUCAGAUCCCAGUGUCUUUGCCUGCUCAACCUGAAGAAAUCCUUGCAUGCGAGCCCGGCCAGCUCCCUGUCCUCUCAGAAGACAGAGGCUCAGUCUCUGGCCACAAAGGUGUGACGACAGCCGAGGGCCCAGACGCAUGCUAGGGAAGAGGUGAACAAUGCAGAGCAAUGCAGGUAAAUCAGAACUUUACAACGCAGCGUGCUUGCUCUCAUCCGUCAGCUUCAGGGUGUCACCUUUGUUCUGGACUACUGAAGACCCCGGUGGGGCUUCUGGGGUCCGGCCACCUCAAACUCCAGCCUCGCUUUCAGUUGCAAGGCAGCAAAACUGAACUACUUAACACAAGGGACCAAGCAUGAACAGAAUGAUGUUUUGGGAAAAGUGGAAUGUAUUUUGUAAGGACCACGUGCUCUUGUGUUUCCACUGAGCUUUCAACUCUGUCCUCAAGUCCCUCACGUGUAUUCCUCAUGCAUUUGCCCCCCGCUGUUCUUGUUUUCAUUUGUAAGCACUUGAGGUGUGAUUUCUGUCAGAUGACCCCCAUCUCCAGCUCAGGCUGCAGUAUCUGCAUCCCAGCCGGCAGUGUUAAAUAUGUGUGUCUCUGAAGGGUGUGUCAGUCAGUUAAGAUGUGUAGGAGUCUGAUAAGAGUGUUGUAAGGAGAGACGGAGAUAGUGGGGAGGAGGGGUUGGGAGUCCCAGACGGACAGACAGAUGGCAGCUGACAAAUGUUUCCAGGCUUGCGGUGGGCCCAAUUAAAAGGUGACUGCUUUGACAGUCUGCUGGUGUGUGUGUAUGUGAGGCUGUGUCUCUGUGUGUGUGUGUGUGUGUGUGUGUGAAGGAAUGAGUUGAUGAACUGAAGCAUUUUGUGAAUACACAUUAUUUUGAAUCGAUGUUUAUGAUUUGUAAUAAUAAAAAAAAAAAGACGGUGCUUUUAAAAAAAACACAAAUCCUCUCUCUGGUCUCACUCUGUUAACUUGUGACAGCUUGUUUCGUCUUGCUGGAAUGUAUUUUCUCCCAUCCAGUGAAUGUGCUUCUUCCUGUUGGCGCAUUGCUGCAGGGAGGCAGUCUCCCUGCCAUUGUGUUUCGCAGGGCCGAAAUCAAAGCAUAUGUCUGCAGGAAAUGCACGUUCCACUUCUGUUUCCCUUUUCGGGGGGGAAUGUUUGUUUCUCCUCCUCUUCUUACAAUUCGCUCAGGCAAACAAUCAGCGAGGACAAAAGUUUCUAAAUUGGAUCAACCGCAGGAGAUCUGGCUGAAGUCUUAAAGGGUUAAUUACAACAAGUACAGGGUCCUUUUGUCU